Messenger RNA from Megachile rotundata (alfalfa leafcutting bee), 2688 nucleotides. RefSeq names its product putative ATP-dependent RNA helicase DDX23. Lineage: Eukaryota; Metazoa; Arthropoda; Insecta; Hymenoptera; Megachilidae. Gene Ontology annotation, molecular function: ATP binding; nucleic acid binding; RNA helicase activity. The record is from RefSeq and is a predicted model, not a curated record.
AAAAAAUUCGCGGAAGAUUUAUAAUUAUAUUUUUAUACUUAUUCAAAUAAGUAUAUAAAAGUGCGUCGCCUGCAUUGAGAAGUCAACCAGAAUCAGUGUGACUACGAUAGUAUAUAACCAUUGUAUGUAAAUUGAAUACAUGUGUAUUCAGAAAAAAAAUUCAAAAAAUUUAUCAUGGCUCAUGACAAAAAAACCGUAAGACGAAGUCGAUCACGCGAACGUGAUCGCGAACGUGAACGGGAUCGAGAACGACGAGAAAGAAGGCGGUCAAGAAGUCGAUCAAAAGAUCGUAAAAAGGAUAGAAAACGAUCAAGAUCGCGAGAGCGAUCUAGAGAAAGAGAUAGAUCCCGCGAAAAAGAUAGGGAUAGAUCAAAAGAAAGACGAGAGUCUAAAGAUAAAUCAAAAGAUGAUAAGAAACGUAAACCAAGUCCUAUAUUUGUAUUGGAUGAUGAAAAUAAAAAAGAGAAUAAGAAUGAACAAAAGAAGGAAGAAGAGGAAGAAGAUAAAACAAAAUUUCUUCCUAAGAAAGAACCACUUAGUUUGGAAGAAUUGCUAGCCAAAAAGAAAGCAGAAGAAGAAGCACGUGCUAAACCAAAGUUUUUAACUAAAGAACAACGUGCUGCUUUAGCAUUACAAAAGCGACAAGAAGAAGUUGAAGCUAUGAGAAAGCAACAAGAGGAAGCACGUAAAUCUUUCUUUCACACUGAAAAUACUGGGAAGGAUAGAGAAUGGGAUGAUAGAGAUAGGCGUAGAGAAGGUCAACGUGCAAGGGAAGAGGAAAUUAAAGACAAGGAUAAAGAGAAAGAAGUUGAAGCUAUUAAGGAGCGUUAUUUAGGGUUGGUGAAGAAAAAACGACGUGUUAGAAGAUUGAAUGAUAGAAAAUUUGUAUUUGAUUGGGAUACUUCAGAGGAUACAUCUGUUGAUUAUAACAGUAUUUAUAAGGAAAGACAUCAAGUUCAAUUCUUUGGUAGAGGAAAUCUUGCUGGAAUAGACAUCAAAGCACAAAAAAGAGAUCAAAGUAAAUUCUAUGGAGAACUUCUAGAAAAAAGAAGAACAGAAGCAGAAAAAGAACAAGAGAAAAUGAGAUUAAAAAAAGUAAAACGAAAAGAAGAGAAGCAGAAGUGGGAUGAUAGGCAUUGGUCAGAGAAAGCAUUACACGAAAUGACAGAAAGAGACUGGCGUAUAUUUAGAGAAGACUAUAAUAUUACGAUAAAAGGCGGACGUAUUCCCGAUCCAAUUAGAUCCUGGAAAGAGUCAGGAUUUCCAAAAGAAAUUCUUGAUAUUAUUGAUAAAGUAGGAUACAAAGAUCUAACACCUAUUCAAAGACAAGCUAUUCCUAUUGGAUUGCAAAAUCGCGAUAUUAUUGGUGUCGCUGAAACUGGAUCAGGAAAAACUCUAGCAUUCUUAAUUCCUCUGUUAUUAUGGAUUACGAGUUUACCAAAAAUUGAAAGAUUAGAAGAAGCAGAUCAGGGUCCUUACAGUAUAAUUUUAGCACCAACUCGUGAAUUGGCUCAACAAAUUGAAGAGGAAACAAAUAAAUUUGGACAACCGCUAGGUAUAAGAACAGUAGUCGUCGUGGGUGGACUUUCUAGAGAAGAACAAGGAUUUAGAUUAAGAAUGGGUUGUGAGAUUGUAAUAGCCACACCAGGACGUUUGAUAGAUGUAUUAGAAAAUCGAUACUUGGUUUUAAAUCAGUGUACAUAUAUUGUACUGGAUGAAGCUGAUAGAAUGAUAGAUAUGGGUUUUGAACCAGACGUACAAAAGAUUUUGGAAUAUAUGCCAGUUACAAAUUUAAAACCGGACAAUGAAGAUGCUGAAAAUGAAGAAAAACUAUUAGCCAAUUAUAAUACGAAAAAGAAAUACAGACAAACUGUAAUGUUUACAGCUACUAUGCCUCCUGCGGUAGAACGACUGGCUAGAACUUACUUAAGACGACCCGCUGUUGUAUACAUUGGUAGCGUAGGAAAACCGACAGAAAGAACAGAACAAAUAGUUCAUAUAAUGGGAGAAGCUGAUAAACGCAAGAAACUGAUGGAAAUACUUAGCAGAGGGGUUGAACCACCAGUUAUUAUAUUCGUCAAUCAAAAGAAGGGUGCUGAUGUUCUUGCAAGAGGUCUGGAGAAACUAGGCUAUAAUGCGUGUACCCUUCAUGGUGGUAAAGGACAAGAACAAAGAGAAUAUGCACUUGCAUCCCUUAAGAGUGGAAGUAAAGAUAUUUUAGUAGCUACCGAUGUCGCAGGACGUGGUAUCGAUAUUAAAGAUGUGUCUAUGGUUAUUAAUUAUGAUAUGGCAAAAACUAUAGAAGAUUAUACACAUCGUAUUGGAAGAACCGGUCGUGCAGGCAAAGCUGGACUUGCUAUUUCGUUCUGUACGAAAGAUGAUAGUCAUCUAUUCUAUGAUUUGAAGCAAACAAUUCUUGCGAGUCCAAUAUCUACUUGUCCUCCUGAAUUAUUGAAUCAUCCUGACGCUCAACAUAAACCUGGUACAGUAGUUACGAAAAAACGUCGGGAAGAGAAAAUAUUUGCCUAAGAAUACGAACAUUUAAUUGUAAAGUUCGCUUAUAUAAGUAACACGUAUGUACAUUUGUGUCUUACACAAGUACAUAUUUUUUAUAGUAUAAUAAUUGAUUAUAAGAAAUGUUAGCAUGUAUGUGAAAUAAAGUAAAAAGUAAUGUAAAUAUAUGAAUAC